UUCACGGCUGUCUUUAAGUUUAAGAGUCUUCGCUUCCACCAACAUAACCCCCAUUAAGGUGCCUGAAAUUUGUGUGCAAUGGCUUUUCGAAGCACUAUGUGCUGUCGCCUAAUCCUUGGUAGACACGCAGGUUUAGAGGCCCCAACAGUGCGCAUAGUGCAGCUGUCAAGCCGAGGCAAGGUAUGGAGGGUGCCGCGGUUUUAUUCGGGUGCUACGCAGGAGGAAAAUAAAGUUGAACUGUUGUCUUUGGGCGACUCGAAUACUUCACCCUACACCCACGUCGCAGAAAAUACAUCGAAAGAGCAGGAGCUAGCCAUCCCAAGGAGUCGAAGGCGGAUUUUGAAGGAUGUGUUGCCGUUCUCUGCGUUCCUGACAGACAGUUUUGGCCGAAGGCAUAACUACCUGCGUAUCUCCCUCACAGAGAAGUGCAACCUACGCUGUCAGUACUGCAUGCCUGAGGAGGGAGUGAAGCUGACACCCAGAGCCCAGCUCUUAUCCACUGAGGAGGUGUUGACUCUGGCCAGACUGUUUGUGCAAGAAGGGGUCGAUAAGAUUCGUCUUACUGGAGGAGAACCCCUAAUUCGACCAGAUGUCUUGCAUAUUAUCGGUGAAAUGAGGAAGUUGGAGGGUCUUAAAACCAUUGCCGUGACGACGAAUGGCAUGAACCUGGCCAGAUUGCUCCCUGGUCUGAAGGAGGCUGGUGUGGACCUGCUCAACAUCAGUCUGGAUUCCUUAGUCCCUGCCAAAUUUGAAUUUAUAGUUAGACGGAAAGGGUUCCAUAAGGUAAUGGAGGGCAUUGAAAAGGCCAUUGAGAUGGGCUACAACCCUGUCAAGGUGAACUGUGUGGUCAUGAGAGGGCUAAAUGAGGAUGAACUGUUGGACUUUGUGGCUCUAACAGAGAAGAAGCCUCUGGAAGUGCGUUUUAUUGAAUACAUGCCCUUUGACGGCAAUAAAUGGAAUUUCAAGAAGAUGGUGAGCUACCAGGAGAUGCUGGAUCGUAUCAGGCAGCAGUGGCCUGAUCUGGAGUCUGUACCUGGAGGGUAUGCAGACACGGCCAAGACGUUUAAGGUGCCAGGUUUUCAAGGUCAUAUCGGCUUUAUUACCUCCAUGUCAGACAACUUUUGCAGCUCAUGUAACCGCCUUCGCAUUACUGCAGAUGGCAGUCUCAAAGUGUGUCUGUUUGGGAACUCUGAGGUAUCACUGAGAGACUGUUUGCGUUCUGGGGCAUCUGAUGAGGAGCUGCUGGAGAUUAUUGGUGCUGCGGUGGGCAGGAAGAAAAAACAGCACGCAGGCAUGUUCAGCAUAUCACAGAUGAAAAACAGACCGAUGAUCCUCAUUGGUGCUGUGAGCUUCAGGCUCUUCCCCAUGCCUGGAGGCAGUCAGAGGGAUCCCUCCUCUUUCGCCCACCUCAAAGUUCCACCCCUCCUAGCUCAGGCCAUUCAGAACAUUUCAGAAAGCACUAGUGCUACAAAAACAGAAGAGGAGGCAGUUUACUUUUCCCCUCCCAUCCGUAAGGACUCCUCACUUAGUCCUCCACUCUGUCACAGAAGCACUUAUCAGUUCACUGACCUCUGUAGCCUGACAACGAAUCAAAACACUGAAUCAGUGAGCGCUAAAACACGCAUAAAUACGCACAGUCAAACCUGCAAUCAUAGUCUGCUGGACCGUCUCAGGCCAACCUCUCUUCGCGGCUCUGGUCUUGGCCAGUCUCCGCCAGUGAGGACCGUCUUUUUUACCACUCUACUUGAAUCUCUCACACGGCGUCUCCCAGUGCUGCAUGCCGUGCGAGCACACCACAGACACACCGAUGACAACAGUCCUCAAAAGUCCAACACACCCCUUUUAGAUGAUCAAGCUGCCAGUAAAAAUGAGACAUCAGAAAGUCUUACGCACACAGACGCACAAGGCAAAGCCUCCAUGGUCAAUGUGAGUAGUAAAGCAGUGACCCGUCGCACGGCAACGGCUCGAGCCUCGGUCCUCCUCGGCCCCAAAGCUUUCGGCCUCGUGCGUGCCAACCAGCUUGCCAAGGGGGACGUUUUGUCAGUAGCACAGCUAGCAGGCAUCAUGGGUGCCAAACAGACGUCGUCCCUCAUCCCUCUGUGCCACCCCCUGCCUCUGGACCACGUGGCUGUCACAGUGCAACUCUCAGAGGAGGAACACGCUGCUGUCGUCACGGCAACUUGCCAAACCACGGGCCGCACAGGGGUAGAGAUGGAGGCCUUGACGGCAGCGGCAGUUGCUGCACUGACGGUGUACGAUAUGUGCAAAGCCGUCAGCCGUGAUAUUGUCAUUAGUGACGUCAGGUUGAUGAGUAAGACGGGAGGACAGAGAGGGGACUUUAAACAUGUCCCCUGAUGCACAAAACAGCCAAGCUCAUCCUUCAUGUCAAAUCAUAAUGUAGGGGUCAGUCUGUGAAAAAAAAAUGACAAAUACACAGAAGCACUUUUAAUUUUAGCUUUUAAAGUCCACCAUGAUGAAGCUGCUUUUCAAAUAAGCAUUAAUGACAGAAAAACUACACUAGUGUAGGAGCCUUUUUUUCCCACAACUUUUUUUACCCAUCCAUGUGACGCAUUCAGAAAACGUUUCCUCUGUAAGUUUUACAGAUAAAGUCUUGGUGGUGUUGUAAUGCUUAGAGUGUGCUCUUCAAGGUAAACGGGUGUAUAAUUGUUUACACUGGAUUGUGUGUGUUCGGCGGGAAAAAAAAAUUCCAAGUGGAAUCUCUGGACUGAAAUGCCUAAGCAGUUAGAGGCCUAGUCCAUGUCUUCUUUCAACAGUUUCUCUUCCCAGGGAAGGUUUAGCAUUUGUUAGCUUGCUCUUCAACCCGAACUUUCUUGUUUUUGAUUUAUUAAGAACUUAACAUCUUUCUUUAUUCAUUUCUUCAGAAGGCUGAAGGGUUGUUCUCAUCAUUGAGAAUGAUAGAACAUGGCAGUUUAAUUGUUUUUAUUUGGAUUCCUAGAGAGCAAAGUAAAACGGACACUUGUCUGUUCAAACUAGCUCAUCACCUCACUAAGAAUAGGUUACAUAUUUGCUGUUUCUGCAGUUAGAAGACCAAGAAAUGAAACAUGAAUUAAUCAGUAGAGGUAUUUGAAAGAAGACAUGGAAAGAAAUGAUUGCAAUCACAGUGUUCACACAGACUUUAAAGGGGCAAAAUGUGAAAAGGCAGCUUUGAGGUAUAGUUUUAUGUUUUUCUCCCUGCAAAAAGAGAAUGUCCACCACUCCCAAGGCUGUCUCUGGGCAACUUGGUGAUAAAAUGUACAGCUUUCUUAAUCAGAUCUGAGUAAUUCUGAGGAGACAUCAUGAAACAGUUUUCACAGACAGCCAGUUUAGUGGUCCUUGUCUGUAGUUUUUCUGCCAUUGUGGUUGUGUUAUUGCCCCAAGCACGACGGGGUUGCUUUUUAGGCUGUGCAGUCAUGGCUGGGCACUGUCUGUGUGGAGUGUUCCCCUGGUGAUUGUGAAUGCCAGCCCUGAUGCACUGAGUUUACAGAACUGAAGUCUUAGUGAACUGGACAUAUGCUGCAUAUCUUUAUGCACACUCUUCAGUGGUUUUCCUUAAAGCGAAUUUUGUAGUUUCUGUCACAGAAAGGACAGAGGUAUUAUGUCGAUGACUAAUGUGUGUGACGCUGAAGAGUGCACUGUGUGCUACAGGACUGAUGUGCGUUGGAUUUAGAUAGAAUGAGACAUUGUUUUCUAAGAUUUGACAAUCAUUUUCUUUUCACCUUGAGCAGUAGCAUUUUUAAUACUUGACCAGAAUGAAGGAAACACUAGUGACUCGUUAAGGAGCCAAGAGAGUUUUAAAGUAGUAUGACCACUUUACUAAUCAUUUUGUAUGUGUUUAUAUACUUUUAAUAAUCACCUCAUUAACAAGACAUUAAAAUCACACAUUUAGCACUUGAAGCUCUAAAUCCCCUGCAGUUUCAAAUCGUUAGUAACAGUAUUUUUUGACUUGCAUUUUUAGUAAAGCAAAAUGAACUUAAAAGUGAAUCUUACAUUACAUGGUCUUAAUACAGACUGAAGUGCUUUUCACUCUGGACUCGCAGUGACAACCUGACAACAGCAUGUUCAGAUAAUGCAUGUGAUUGAAUGACCAGGAUCACAGACAUUCAGUUUUUUCAGCUGUGGAACCCACUCCUUGAAAGGACAGAGCUUUAACUGAGUAGUUGAAUCAGUUUUAUUAGAUAAAUUGUAUAAAAUAUGAAAUUCUAAAAGUGUGAAUUAUUUAAUCAAGCCGUCUUCAAAUAAAAUCUGGUUCAGUCCACGUCCAGUGUAUAUCUCCAAACACACUGCUUCUUUUUAUCUACCGACCCAUCAGUAUUUGGAGACUGGAGGCAGACAGUGUCAUGGUGUAGUGCUCUCCACAGCUCAUUAUUUUGAUUAUAGCUCUCAGUUUGACUUUAUGUUGGCCAUGAACUCUAGGACAAUGUCGAAUAGAUAUAUUGAGUAGUCAGUGAUUUGAAUCUCCAUACCUUCUAGGGCUAAAGUUUAUACCAUUUUAAUGAAAAAAACAUAAGCUUAUGUAAGAAAACACUAUUUAGCUUUGCCCCUGUAUGGAGCAGAUACAACAUGAGCUAACAGGACAUUCUGUCUAGGCGAGAUGUAGGUCAUCUACUUGGAGGAUCAUGUUUCCUUGCCCCUGUGCUAUUCCCUCCAGUGUACUGUGUGUGUAGUGUAAGCACUCUCUGUGGCUUCCUGCCCUCCUGUGAUCCCGUGUCAAACUCUGCUCACAUGCACCACUCUCUUCCCAUGUGAUGAGAGAUCCAUACCUGAUCACAGCUGUGCAAGUGAACCUCCAAAUAUUUUCUCUUCUAGUUUUUGUUUAUUCAGUCCCUCCAAUUGUAUUGACACCUCUGGUAAAGACAGGAAAUAUACCUUUGUUAAAUGAGAAGUGUACUAAAUACACCCUCUGGGAGUGACGUUGGUCAUCACAAAUGUCAAUUAUUAUGAAAAGAAACUAGUGUCUGUGAAAUUUGAAUACGUUACAGUGGACCUUUUGAUGUUCAGGUUGUUUGACAACUAAAGGUCAGAGGCUCUAGUGAGGACAAAGAAACCAUGAAGUCUACCAUCAACACCUUGUGUCAUAUGAUUGGAACCUGAGACUUGGCUCCCAGUGGAUUUUUCAGCAGCUUAGUGACUGUAAGCAUAUCUCAAAGUCAGCCAACCUGAGGUUGAGCUGGAGGGGAAAAACAUGAAGUUGAAAAAGGGCAUUCAGUCCACAAAGUAUCCAAAAAGUCUGGAGCCUAUAGAAAAUGAAUCCGUAGCAUCACCAUUGUGAUUUUCCAUAUGCAUGGGGAGAAUAUACAGGCCAUUCAAAACUUGUAUUUAAUAGUUGUCACUGUUUUGAAAAGCAAACAAAACAUGUUAUUUUUGGUAGAAUGUUUUAACUUGUUUGAUAAUUAAAAUAUACUGCCGACCUUG
Molecule: messenger RNA, 5412 nt
Organism: Chanos chanos (milkfish)
Lineage: Eukaryota; Metazoa; Chordata; Actinopteri; Gonorynchiformes; Chanidae
Gene: mocs1
Product: molybdenum cofactor synthesis 1
Exons: 11
Coding region: 79-2355 (758 amino acids)
Biological process (GO): Mo-molybdopterin cofactor biosynthetic process
Molecular function (GO): cyclic pyranopterin monophosphate synthase activity; metal ion binding; GTP 3',8'-cyclase activity
Source: RefSeq, a predicted model, not a curated record